Molecule: messenger RNA, 1668 nt
Organism: Kluyveromyces lactis
Lineage: Eukaryota; Fungi; Ascomycota; Saccharomycetes; Saccharomycetales; Saccharomycetaceae
Gene: LCB1
Product: serine C-palmitoyltransferase LCB1
Exons: 1
Coding region: 1-1668 (555 amino acids)
Biological process (GO): ceramide biosynthetic process; sphingosine biosynthetic process
Cellular component (GO): endoplasmic reticulum
Molecular function (GO): serine C-palmitoyltransferase activity; pyridoxal phosphate binding
Source: RefSeq, a predicted model, not a curated record
AUGAUAGAUUCCGUUAAUGUCCCUGAAGUCUUACCAAGUAGUAUCCCUGUACCUUCAGCAGUGAUCAGCUCUGCUUCGUACCUAUGGUUCUAUUUCAUUACUUUCUUCAAAUUGAUUCCCGGUGCUCAUUAUGUGAUAGAUUACGUUGAAAAAUCUCAUCAAGAUGAUCCAUAUAGAACGUUCGUUGAAGUUCUCUUGAUCCUUUACAGUAUCGUUUACUUCUUGAGCAAGCCUAAGAAGAAAGGUGCUGUGGAUCAACCAAAGUUGAGUGAGAAAGAGAUCGAUAACUUGAUUGAAGAAUGGGAACCGGAACCGAUCGUGGUGCCAGAUGAAAGAAACGAGUGGAGAUUGGCAAAGAUCCCGGUAAUCGAGGGUUCUGGUGCUGAUAACGUUAUCAAUAUCACUCGUGAUAACGGUAAAGAGGCGUAUGCAUCCGCGUUCAAUUUGUGUUCAUUCAAUUUCUUACAGCUUUCAAAACACCCAAGAGUCGUUGAGAUCGCAAAGGAAAUUAUCAAAAAUUACGGUGUUGGUUCUUGUGGGCCUGCAGGGUUCUACGGUAACGAAGACGUUCAUUAUAAUUUGGAAUACGAUUUAGCAUCGUUCUUUGGUACCGAAAACUCGGUUCUCUACGGUCAGGAUUUCUGUGUAUCAUCAAGUGUCAUCCCAGCUUUCACAAAGCGUGGCGAUGUCAUUGUUGCCGACGAUAAGAUCUCUGUCAGUUCCCAAAACGCAUUGCAAUUGAGUAGAUCUACAGUUUAUUACUACAAACACAACGACAUGGCAUCUUUGGAGAACUUAUUGCAUGAAUUGGACGAAGCUGAGAAGAAAGAGAAGUUACCUGCGAUCCCACGUAAAUUCAUCGUCACCGAAGGGAUCUUCCAUCGUACCGGUGAAAUUGCUCCGCUACCAGAGUUAGUCCAAUUGAAGAGGAAAUACAAAUACAGAUUAUUUAUCGAUGAAACUUUCUCCAUCGGUGUUCUAGGUGCCACUGGUCGUGGUCUAACCGAGUAUUACAACAUCAACCGUGCCACCAGUAUCGACAUCACCGUAGGAUCCCUUGCCACUGCCAUCGGGUCCUCCGGUGGGUUCGUCCUGGGAGACAACGUCAUGGUGCGUCACCAACGUAUCGGUUCCAAUGCAUACUGUUUCUCUGCAUCAUUACCCCCAUACGCAGUGAGAACAGCCUCCACUGUACUACAGAUGAUGGACGAGGACAAUUCAUCAGUGACAAAAUUACGCUAUUUAUCGAACAAAUUGCAUGAAUGGUUCCAAACAGACACAGAAUUGCUAAGAUACAUCGAGGUAACAUCGCAUCGGGACUCAAGCGUACUCCAUUUCCAACUCACCGACGCUCAACGUCAACAGAAAUUCGGAUCCUCCAUUGAAUCCGUCUUCCAAGAAUCCCAAUACCAACAACAACACUGUAUCUCAGACCAUUUCGUGGAAUCUUGGGAAAAGGAAGAAAUAUUCUUACAAGCCAUAGUCGACACCGUACUAAUCGACGGAAACAUCUUGAUCUCAAGAGAUACCAUCGUUCUAAAACAAGAAACCUUACCAGUCACACCAAACAUCAGCAUAUGCUGUAAUUCUUCCAUGGAAGAAUCACAACUACUCGAUGCAUACAACGUCAUCAGAAUAGCAAUCAUCAAGCAUUGUUCCGAAGCAUGA